CAGGUGGAGGUGCUGGGGUAAAACAGAGGAGGGGGAAGGCCGUUGGGGACGUCCAUUGGCAGUCCCCCGUUAGUAACACAAGGGGAGGGAGAAGGUAACGCGGUCGGGACCGGAGGGACAGCGUGCGAGUCGCGCGCGCUCGCGGCCGGAACCUCCGCAGGACCCUCCGCAGGACCCUCCGCAGGACAGAGGAUAGGGCCCCAGACAUAUUUGAAGGGGUGAUGGUCAAGAAUUGUUCCAAAACUAGUGAAAGGCGCCAGACCACAGGUCAAAGAGUUUUCUUAAGGAAGCAGAGGCAGGUGCCAUAGAAAAAAGAAAACCCGUGGGUAGGUAGGGAGGUAAGGUAGGUAGGUAGGGUAAGGUAGAUAAAGAUACUCAAACUCCUGAAAGCGCCCAAAUAAGAGAAAAUCUUCGAGGUAGCCAGAGGGACGUUCGCUUACAGAUGGAGAGUGAGGCCGAGCGCAGUCCUCUGGGUGUGUUUACGUGCCAGCUCUGUGCCCUGACAGCUCCAUACAGCUAUGUGGGGCAGAAGCCCCCUGAUACCCACUCGGUCAUCCUCCUGGAGGAGAGUUAUGUCAUGAAGGACCCAUUCACCUCAGACAAGGACAGAUUCCUGGUCCUCGGGUCAAAGUGCAGUUUAUGCAGCCGGCUGGUGUGCGUGGGCCCGGAAUGCAGUCUGUUCUACUCCAAGAGGUUUUGCCUCCCCUGUGUCCAGGAGAACAUGGAUGCCUUCCCUCAGGAAAUCCGGCAAGACUUGGAGAAAAGGAAAGCUCCAUCGAAGAGGCCGGCCAGCCGGCCUGGCUCUCGGACAUGAACGCGGCUGGGUGCCAGGUUGGCAGCAGCACCUCGCGCAGAGCUCCCGGGCCAGCAGGGCCCCUGCAGCCUGGGUCUGGGAUGGUGCAGAGCUGGGAGCUGUCGUGCCCAGCCUUGUUCCGGGCCAGAAGCAGCAUGUGCAGCCGGAGCAGGCCCGGGCCCAGCCUGCAGCAGGAAGGUGACCGGGAGACCGGCAGAAGGCGCUCAAAAGGCAGACCUCGGACCAGACAUCCCGCAGAACUGACCCCAUCCAGAGCCCCCUGGAUGCUGAGACUGUAGGGCAGGAACUGAGGAACGGCUCAGAACUGGCACAAAGGGAAGGAAGCCAAGGCUGGGCCUGUUGACCCUUUUGCUCUCCGCCCGGACCUGGGGCUCUAGGCCUUCCCACAGGGCCAUUCCCUGGCUCCUGCUUCACAUGGCCGGACCUGGAGGGCCCUUUGCGCGAUUCAUCAGAUCCAGGAGUUGCCUCCAGGUGACACGCUGUUCUCCCUGGCCCUGACGACACAGGAGUGAAGGGACGAAGCCGUCUGGCCUGGUCCCGUGUGGGGAGGCCCUCUGGUCACGCUGGGGGGUCGUGCUGUCUGUGCUCAUGCAGAGGCAGGACGGCUGGGGUGGGGACUCCUGCCUCCCCCAUCCUAGGAAUCGAGCGUUCACACGGUGAAGACGUCACUCAGCGGGACGUUUCCCAGGGAGGUGAUCUGUGGGAAGGUGCCUGAGGCGUGUCGGGAGCUGCAGACGCGACCGGGGGGGUCUGGGGGCGGUGGAAUUUUACGUCACAUCCUCGUGGUGCUUGGAAAAUGUUUUAAAUCUUGACCAUGUGUUAGAUCCAUAAUUAAAAACCCAAAGAAUCAGUUAAUGUUUUGAAAAGUAAUCCUUCCCCGGACACAUUUGCGAGGCAGACGUUCUCCUUGGCACUCUGGAUCUGGCGCGGGUCGGGGGCUGGGGAGUUGCCACGUGCAGCCUCUUCUGUGCCGUCUCUCCCGCGGGCCCAAUCCCAUCCAAGGCAGAGCAGUGCCUUCCCCUGCCCUCCCUUCCCUCACGCAGGGGCUCACAACUUGAGGUGCUGGCUUGCCCCUCUCCACAGGGGACCCUGCACCAGCCCUGCAGUCUCCUGUAGGUGGCCCCGGGGCACUCCUCCCCCAUGGGCACCCCUCCCACAUGGCCCCCACCUUUGCCGUGGGGGACACACCGGACAGCAUGUUUGCCUCUGUCUGCUAGUUCUCAGAGGGCCGAGGCGGCUCUGUCUUGCCUGUUAACUACCCCAAGGCCAGCUGCCUGGGGUGGGGAUGGGGGGGGCACCAGACAUGCGUUUGAGGAGAGAAUAAAUAAGGAGCUUUUAUUGGCUGAUGUGCUCACUGGGUUAUAUUUUCAGAUGCUUCCUCUGUGUCACAUUACUUUAGAUGAAUGGCUGUCAUCCUGGGGCCACACUGUCCUAGGUCCAUUCUGUGCGCUGAAAAAUGAAAGGACUAGAGGUGAAGACCCCUGGGGGAGCGGGGUGGGGGUGGCUCUGGGCUGAGGGCAGACGCUACAGCCGGGGAUUUUCAAACUAAACGUUCAUCUCACGGCAUCACUCAGAACUCAGCAACUAAUUUUAAAAAAUAGUUUUAUUUUUUAAAACCAUUAAGGCAACACUGUACCCUGAAAUCAACUCCUUACAUUCAUCAGUCUUACAGUAGGACAUUCCAAACCUGCACAUUCCCAUAAAUUCAGGAUAUAAAUCAACAUAUGUGAUCGGUUCAAUCUCCCAGCAGGAAAUAGGAUAAGACUGAAAAUUUUUAAAACUUAAUCUUAUAGUCAUUUUCUAACUGCUUGGAACUGCUAUCGGUUAACAUGACUUGGAAGAUUCCAUUUGCCCUUCUUGCUAACCCCUGCUCCCUGAGGCCGCGGACGAGACCCAGAGAGAGGCCCCCAGAACCCUGCUCUAAAACGUCUGCUUUGGAACUGCUCCUGUUUAGCAUGAAGACGAGGGAUCUGUCAGCCCCCAAAUACUUGGAGGGUAUAAGGCACCAGAGUGGUAACGAUAAACACACCAAGAAACGAAGCUCAGCGUUGCUUUGGAAAUCUGCACCCAUCUGACGUUCUGACCUGUGUCAGUCAGACGCGCUCAAGCGCCAUGGCCCUGCGGACACCAAGAAGUUCUACCGAGAUACUGGGAAUGACCCAUGGGAACCUCGAGGGGUCUGUGGUUUCCGUCGUAUGCUUUGGGCUGGGCCAUCUGGGGGCUGCCAGAGAACCAGCGGUGCAAAUAUCCUCUCCGAAGAUUUCGGAUUGCCCGAGUGCUUUGGUAAUAACCCACAGGUAGUAAUUCCCUGCAGAGCAGACGCGACCCACUACCCAGGAAUAGUGCAGGUCCUCAGCAGGGCACAGCUGGGAGCACUAAGUGACCCUGGACCUGGGUCUCCUGCCUCCUUGCCGGGAGAGACGGUGAAGACGGACUCACUUGUGCUCCCCUGUGACUCAUGAUGAAGGGAACAGACUUAUAGGGGAAAUAAAUUCUGCGUGGCUCAGGAGAGACAAAAAGCCGUGUGUGUGUGCACAUGCGUGUGCAACUGUAUGUCAGUCAUAUUCCAGCGUCCUUUGUGUUUCCAGUAG
Molecule: messenger RNA, 3405 nt
Organism: Ailuropoda melanoleuca (giant panda)
Lineage: Eukaryota; Metazoa; Chordata; Mammalia; Carnivora; Ursidae
Gene: CDPF1
Product: cysteine rich DPF motif domain containing 1
Exons: 4
Coding region: 443-814 (123 amino acids)
Source: RefSeq, a predicted model, not a curated record